AUGGCAGAUACGUGCGACUUUCCAUCUUUUCUUCAAAUCCAGACGGAGGUCAUUCAUGAGGUCAUUGAUGUGUUUCCGCUGAAGUCCCAGCUUGGCGAAUGGUUGACCAAGUAUGUAGUCUGCAGUGUAUAUGCUUGCCUGAUCCUGAUCGUCAUUUGCCUUUGGUUGUUUGGCUUGCCUGAGAAGGCCCCGCAACACGCAACCGUGCAGAAAAGCUAUCCGUACGGUUGUGUGGCGUUCCUCGGGGUUGUGUACACGCUGUCUUUCUUCACGAUCGAUCAGUAUGUGCCAAGCUUCCCGCAGAUGGAAAAGGAUUUGUCUGGGACCCAAACCCUGAUGAGCCUCACGGUGCAGAUGAAUUUCAUUGUCAAGGCAGUCUUUGGGCUGCUGACUGCAGGCCUGUCUGAUCGCAUCGGCCGCCGACCCAUCCUGAUCAUGAGCAUGAUCGUCCUGUGCUUCGGAAGCUUGGGGUGCGCAUGCUCCCAACGGAUUGAGUGGUUCGUGGCCUCAAGGAUUCUUCAGGGAAUAGGGGAAUCCGUGGAACCAGUGCUUUUCGCAGUCGUCCGUGACCAUAUUGCAGACCCUGACGAUCGCUACUCAGUGAUUUCAGUGAUGCACACGAUGUCCAUCCUCGGUAUGUUGGUGGCCCCCACUUUUGGGGCAUGGCUUGCUGGUCUCUUCAACUGGCGCAUCUCUUUUUUCGGGCUCGCUGUGACAUGGGCCUUCAUGGCAGUCUAUGCCUGGGCGGCAAUCGUGGAAAGCUGCCCAGAUAUCCCAGAUGAGGCAGUCGAUGAGCGGGAUUACUUCCAAGAUUUAUCGCGAAUUCUCAAUUUCCGUGCGCUAAGCUUGCUACUAACACUGAGCUCCCUCACAGGAGCGAUCUUGACAUUCGAAUCGAACACAAGCUAUAUCACACAGGGGAACUUCGACGUUUCGAUGAUGGCCUCAGCCCUUGUGAUGUUUGCAUAUGGAGGCUUUCUCAUUAUGGGUUUGUUGGUGAAGCGGUUCUUCUUUAGCAGCACAUCCGUUCUGUUGACCUGCAAGACGUCUUUGACGCUUCUGGCCUGCGCCGGCAUCGCUUCGGUCCUGCUAGGAUGCUUCUACUCCCAAUUUCUCUGGGCUUAUCUGGCAGGAUCUUUUCUGCAGUCCAGUGUGGUAAACGUAGCCGUGAUCGCAUUGAAUGUUCUGUUCCUCGAGCCGCUUGGAGACUGUGCCGGUGUGGCUGCUUCGUUUCAGACCUUCAGCAUGGGAGUGCUCCCCAGCCUUCUUUCGAUGGUUUCCACCCAACUGCUGAUCAAUGGAGGCUUGAAGUUCUUCAUAGCCUUCCAGGCCAGUACAUGCCUCGCAGCCGGGCUGUUCUUCUGGUUGGGCCAUCUGAUGAGUACGGAGAGUACAUGCAAGUCCUGUGAGUCCUCGGAGUAG
Symbiodinium natans is the source of this 1422-nucleotide messenger RNA. Lineage: Eukaryota; Dinophyceae; Suessiales; Symbiodiniaceae. The record is from the annotation of a GenBank genome assembly.